Messenger RNA from Trichomonas vaginalis G3, 1025 nucleotides. Its product is annotated as organellar and viral DNA polymerase type B. The annotation marks the transcript as partial. Gene Ontology annotation, molecular function: DNA binding; DNA-directed DNA polymerase activity; nucleotide binding. The transcript has a single exon. The record is from RefSeq and is a predicted model, not a curated record. Gene Ontology annotation, biological process: DNA replication. Lineage: Eukaryota; Parabasalia; Trichomonadida; Trichomonadidae.
AUGACAGAAGUGAAAGGAACUCCCAUCAUUAAAGGUUCACGAACAAUGCAAAUAACUGGCUUAUAUAAAGGAAGGGCAAUUAUUAUAAAAGACUCUUACAGUGUUAUAAAUAAGAAGCUUAAACUAUUUCCUGCUAUGUUUAACUUACAAACAGGACCGAAAGAAGUAUUUCCAUAUAACUACUACAGCAGUGUUUUGUUAGCAAAUGACAACAGAACUGGUGUCAUUUCUGAAGCAUGUAAGUUUGUAAAAGAUAUUGAAACGUUCAUGAAGAACAUAGAUUCCAUCAAAGGUUGCAGAAUAGAUGAAAACCACUUCGACUUAGAAAAAUAUAGCACGUUUUACUGCAAACAAGAUGUAAGAAUUUUAAGAGAAGGUUUUGUAAAGUUCCGCAAUGAUAUAUUGAAAGAGUUUGAUUUAAACGUUUAUGACUACGUUAGUAUUUGUUCUAUUGCUAACAAAUUGUUUGAGAACAGAGUGUACUUCCCGAAUGGAAAUCUUUAUGACCUCUCAAAUAAACCAAGAGAAUUUAUUUCGAGAUGCAUUCAAGGUGGAAGAUGUAUGUUGUCAGAUAACAUUAAACAAAAGAGCAAAAAGAAACUCAUUGCUGACUUCGACGCUGUUUCAUUAUAUCCAUCAGCUAUAGCAAGACUUUAUACUUUAGAAGGAAUUCCAAAAGUAUUGAAGGAUGAGAUGUUAAGCACAGAGUAUCUCAUGAGACAUUUAUUCGAUGACGACCAAAAGGAACCCAUUGGUGAAAAGUUUAUGUCUGGCUUCUUUGUUCUCAUUAAGAUAACAGAGAUUGGAAUACAUAGACACUUUCCUUUAAUAGUUUGUGACCCUGAACUAAAUCCAGAACUUAACGUUCCCAGAAGUUCAAACACUUGCUGUUUAAUGUAUGUUGACCAUAUAACAUUACAAGACCUCAUAAAAUAUCAAGGUGUCAAAUGUGAAGUGUUGCAAGGAUACUAUUACGAUGGAAACAGAGAUAUUAGAAUAAGAGAUGAAGUAAAGAAGUUGUUUGA